UAACAAAGAGAAAAAACGAAAGAAAAAAAACAGACCCAUCAAUUUCUUCUCUGUUACAGUACAGCUCUUACAGGAUGGUGCGGAAUUGGAGCUAGUGAAUCGCGUCUACAGAGGUCUGGACUCGACUGUGUGCCACUCUGUGUGGGAGACCAAGAAGACCUCACAGCAGCUUUUGCGCACUGGAGCUUGCCACAUCCCUCCGAAUGCGGCCGUUGGAUAGUGGCGUUUUCGCGCUUUCGCUUCAACGGCACGAUGCGAUCAAGACGGACUGUGGAGGGACCUCGGAAAUGGCGCUAUGUGAGAUACGGGCCGCCCAGGCACCGAGUACUGAGACAGUGCGAUUUGAAGACGAGAAGGACACAGGAAGGCGAAAUAUUACUGGUGUUGCGGAGAACGCGCCUGUGCCGAGCAAAUCGAAGCUACCGUGGGAGCUGCAGGCUGGCACGGCUUUCACUCGGUUGUGGCCCGAGGCGAGGGUCCCUCACAGUACUCGUACAUACGCCUUACAGUGAAGCGAGAUGCAUUCAUGCUCACACAUGCAUCUCCUGAUUAAUGUGCUGCCGUUGGUAGCAGCCGAAACGAAAUGCUGGGCUUGAUUGGUUUUUUCUGCCAGCACCUAUCAAGAUACCAAAGCCUGCCACCCAUUGGUCAAUUCAGUCAGCAAUGCGACUUGAACCUCUGAUCACGCAGUUGCAUUACCUACAAAGUAUGCAUCAUGACCUAGACCAUUGCUACCAAGGCUCCCGGAUCUGGUUAUAUGAUGGCGCAGAGCUGUUAUUCUAGGCGCGGAAGUGAGCCUCGCCUGCUGACGGCUCCCCUGAGGGCAAUGAGCAUCAUCCUUGUUGCUCAAUCAUUCUCACGCUUCUGUUGUUCCAUC
Trichoderma harzianum CBS 226.95 is the source of this 877-nucleotide messenger RNA. RefSeq lists its product as hypothetical. The coding region runs from base 204 to 512 and encodes 102 amino acids. Lineage: Eukaryota; Fungi; Ascomycota; Sordariomycetes; Hypocreales; Hypocreaceae. The record is from RefSeq and is a predicted model, not a curated record. The transcript has a single exon.